AUGGAGUCCUUGUCUUCCAAAAUGAACCAAGGUCAAAAGAGCAAUGAGAAAGAAGAGAAUAUGUUUGAAACAAAAAGCCCCAACAUAUACACAGAGAUCAUGUCAACCAUCCCAGGAAGAAAGGGUUGUUGGCCGGUAGAUCUCUACCAGUAUGAAGGUUUUUGGUACGGUCGAUAUACCAUAGAAGGAAUAUUGUCGACUCAAGACCACUUCAAACCUCAACCCAACAGCGUGAUCUUGAGUAGUGCUCCCAAAUCUGGCACAACUUGGUUGAAGGCUCUGAGUUUUUCCAUUAUGACACGAUCCCAUUUUGAUGAGUCUACAAACCCUUUACUCACCAAAAUAUCACAUGAUUUGGUACCCUUCAUAGAGUACCAAUUUCUUUCAAACUCACAAACUCUGGAUCUCAAUGUUCCACUUUCUGCUACACACAUUUCCUACACUUCCUUACCAAAAUCCAUUAUAAAUUCUGGUUGUAAGAUUGUUUACAUAUGCAGGGAUCCAAAGGAUGUAUUUGUAUCUCUAUGGCACCAUUCUCAAAAGUCAGUUACUAAGGCCAGGGAAGAUCUUCAUUUGGAGAAUGCAUUUAUGUACUUUUGUGAAGGAUUAUCUUCUUCUGGACCAUAUUGGGACCAUGUAUUGGGGUAUUGGAGAGCUAGUUUGGAAUCACCGGAAAGGAUAUUAUUUUUGAAGUAUGAAGAUUUGAUGAAUGAUGCUGUAUAUUGGGUGAAGAAAAUGGCUCAGUUCAUGGGUUACCCUUUCUCCUUUGAGGAAGAAGAUAAAGGUGUAGUGCAAAAAAUAAUAAACCUAUGUAGUUUUGAGAACAUGUCAAGUUUGGAGGUGAAUAAAAGUGGGAUCGCGGAAAUUCAACUAAAAGAUAUGGUGAUUAGAAACAACAUAUUUUUUAGGAAAGGUAAAAUUAGAGAUUGGAAGAAUCAUCUUACAGUUGAAAUGGCAAUGCAACUUGAUCAAAUAACCAAGCAAAAGCUCAACGGUUCUGGGUUGACUUUGCAUGCUGCAUGA
This is a messenger RNA of Quercus robur (English oak), 1023 nucleotides long. Its product is annotated as flavonol sulfotransferase-like. Gene Ontology annotation, molecular function: sulfotransferase activity. Gene Ontology annotation, biological process: sulfation. Lineage: Eukaryota; Viridiplantae; Streptophyta; Magnoliopsida; Fagales; Fagaceae. The record is from RefSeq and is a predicted model, not a curated record. The transcript has a single exon. The coding region runs from base 1 to 1023 and encodes 340 amino acids. Gene Ontology annotation, cellular component: cytoplasm.